AUAUGCGUCACGACUGGGUAUUUUCUCUGGUGACUAGCUUACAUCAGUAGGUCUCCUAACAUACGCUCUAUCAGCGAGUGCCUCCUGAUUGAUGGGAGUCUCGCCCGCCGAUUACGACCCCGGACGAUGGGCUGCCAGAGCACUGACUCCGAGGGACGCUGCAGAUGACUGGAGAUGUGGUACGGGGAUCUGAUACAGACAGUGGUCCGCUCCGUCUCUCAACCCUGGCCGAAGGGUCCCUCUGAUCGUCACAGGCGUGGGCCCAAGGCUGAGAGAGACCCGGGGAGACGCCCUUGAAGGAAGCUGGGUGCAGAGUGAAGCUUCCCCAUUGGGGGGCCCUUCCUGUUUUACACCACUGGUGAUGUAAAGGCAAAGAGUUGAGAAAACCAGGAGAGAAACAGGUCAAAAUUCUUCAUAUCAAAUCAAUUGAAAAUUGGAAGGAAUUAAACUGAUUGCAACCUGAGAAUGUUGAGAACAUUUCACAAGUUAUAAAUGAUCUGAUGCUUAUGACAGACAUUUUGGAAAUACGUAAGACGUGGAAAAACACACAUGUAAAGUGAACAUGGAAGGACAUGGAAUCUAGAAACCACAAGUGUGGCACAGAUAUCUAUCUAUGUCGAUAACGUUUUAACGGACACGACCAUUGAAGAUACGGAUAGAAAACAAAACAGGAAAUAUGGAGCCGCUGGAAUCUGCUGCUGGUCCAAAGGGUACCAAGAUGUCCCGGGAGAAAACUCCACUACAGAGGAAGUGGGUCUCAGAUCCCACCUCUGGCACGAAAAGAAGUACUUUCCCUGACCUGGAAGGAAAAAGGCAUCCGCACCGAGAAGGUCCCCCCAUUGGUGGUGGGGAUGGUGCCUGUGGGAUCACCGGCUCGGCACAAAAGUACAGCUCCCAGAAGCACCUGUCCUCAACAGCUGGCCAGUUGUCACAAGACAGUCCAUACCCUCCGCUUUUCGCUAACACAUAUGCCUACCCAUUGCCACAUCAGUAUCCACAACAGCCCAUCCAAGAAAGGUACCUGUCGGGGGCGAAGCCACAGCCUGGCAUAGAGGCUCACGGCUGGCCCUUCGCCAACCGCCUGACCUCACUCACCUCAGACGACCUUUUCUCCGCUCACUCACGUGGACAUGCCGGGGUCUUCCCACGCAGGAAGUCUCCAAGUUUACCUGCCUCGUUUAGCCAGUAUUCCCAGACAGGGAUCGAGCCGCCGGAGGAAUCGCAUAAAAAGGAACAGAAGCCCAAGAAGCCUGGGAAGUACAUCUGUCAUUAUUGUGGAAGGGCUUGUGCUAAACCCAGCGUGCUGAAGAAGCACAUCCGGUCGCACACUGGCGAACGCCCCUACCCAUGUGUUCCCUGUGGUUUUUCCUUUAAAACCAAAAGCAACCUGUACAAACACAGAAAAUCUCAUGCCCAUGCCAUUAAAGCAGGGCUGGUGCCCUUUUCAGAACUGGCAGCUACACGCGCAGAUAUGGAUCAAGCGUCCUCAGUGGGGGAGGCGGAGGUGCACUCGGAUGGUGAGCAAAGUACAGACACGGAUGAGGAGACCGGCGAAGGCUCAAUGUAUUUGGACAAGGCUAGCCCUCUCCCACAAAUAUCAUUCGAAGCUGAGAAAAGCACAAUAGAUAAGGGCAAUGAACCGGCCUACGGAGACCCAGCUGAGGAGCAGGCUGUUGGCUCCAUGAAAGUGCCUAUCUUGAUUGUUCCAAAACAGGGCAUUCCAUCCGCAGCCAUGGAGUGUCCCCCGUUCACAGACAUGGAAGCCCCUCCCAUCGGUGCUCAUAGUGGAAACCGAGUGGAUGAAUCUCAUACCAACAAGCAGAAGCUCGUCCUAAAACUUACUGAGAAAAAGGACUCUGAGCCUUCCUUAAACCUGCUGAGCCCACACAGCAAAGGUAGCACGGACUCCGGAUACUUCUCACGCUCUGAGAGUGCUGAGCAACAGAUCAGCCCACCCAACACCAAUGUAAAGUCCUACGAGGAGAUCAUGUUUGGGAGGACUUGGUAUUACAGGCCUAACUCCAGACCACGGCAGUCACUGACAGUAGGAAUGGCAGCUGUCCCUGGCCAAGACUCCAGUACAAUUGACUUAAAUGAAAAAACUGGUGGCAUGCUUGACUUGGGCAUGAGCAAGAUUUCUGAGGAUCAUAUCGGUCAUCUCUUCUUGAAGGAUGAAAACGCCAUGAAGCUAAAUCCCAAUGUUUUUUUCAGGGGUGAAAGUACAGCCCCGCAGAUUGUUACUGGUUGUGAGCCGAAACAGUACACCACAAGUAGCACAGGCCACCUGGAAGCACCAUCUGAUUCAGGGCCACUCAUAAGGAGCAACUCAAUGCCAACGUCCUCCCCGACAACUCUCAAUGUACCUCAAGCUCUUAGAGUGAGCCACUCCUUUGAUGAGAUGAUUACCUCUGAUGAUGUCUUCUACCCAGGUUCAGCAGGUCUCAGAAGGCUCAGGAGGCAGGCUGCUUUUGAGCAUUCAGCGCAUGAAGGGCAUGCAGAAUCUGAGAGCUAUGGAACUGUCCCCAAAAAUACCGCUCUUCCUUAUGGAGCAUUGAAACACGGGGAUCGUGGCUCUGGGUUAGAUCUGUCUGAUAUGCGCGUGACAUACGGGUUAUAUGGUACUAAAAUAGGAAUGACAGAACCGGCCACCAGGAAGCGAAGGAAGGAGAAGAGUGUUGGGGAGGAAGAAGACUGCUCUGUUCAGUAUGGAAGUGACCAUAGUGGCUCUGUUGAAACGCUUGUGUCACUUGGGGACUAUGAUUCAAGGCAAGCUAGUCAAGAGAUCUCAAGAGCCACCCCUAUAGGCAGAGGACAGAUGUACAGCUCACAUAGCCAAUCGGAUAGUUUUGAUACUGCUGCUAGUAUGUCUUCAGAAGAUGUGGUGCUUAUCCCGGACGCAGAGCGAAAGGCUGGUGGCAAUGUAAUCUCUGUCAUCCAACACACAAAUUCGUUGAGCAGGCCUAGUUCCUUCGAGAAGUCUGAAUCAAUUGAGCACCCCUGUUUCCAGCAAGACAAACCUUCCAGUCAGUAUUCUGAGCUGUCAGACACAGAAAAUACAGAAGAAAUGCAUAGUCCAGAAUCAAUUCUAAGAUCUGAAAGCAUGGAGCAACAACAGAGCGACAGUGAAUUAGCAGCAUUGCCGCCAACCCAGCAAUACCACAUGCCCCACAAACUGGUACGUCAACCUAACAUCCAAGUGCCUGAAAUCAGAGUGACAGAGGAGCCAGACAAAUCAGAAAAGGAGCCAGAAGUACCAGUUAAGGAACCAGAGAAACACGUGGAAGAAUUCCAGUGGCCACAGAGAAGUGAAACCCUUUCCCAGCUUCCUGCAGAAAAGUUGCCUCCAAAAAAGAAACGCCUGCGCCUGGCUGAACUGGAGCACUCCUCUGGGGAAUCAAGCUUUGAAUCAACCUGCACCAGCCUAUCCAGGAGCCCCAGCCAAGAGAGUAAUCUGUCUCAUAGCUCAAGCUUCUCAAUGUCAUUUGACAGAGAGGAAAGCAUUAAGUCAGUCUCCCCAACUAAGCAAGAUGACUUUGGCAAGCAGUCUGAGUUUUUAACGGUGCCAGGAAGUGGACACUCUCUUUCCAUACCAAGUCAUCACCAGCAGAGGGAGAUGCGGCGCUCUUCCUCAGAACAGGCACCUUGUGCCUUGCCAACAGAGAUCCCUGAAAUACGUAGCAAGUCAUUCGACUACGGCAGCCUUUCCACGUCAUCCAGACAAGGGGAAGUUUACACAAGUGCUUCUGCUAUGAAGGAGCGGAAACGGGGCUACUUGGUGCGGCAGGCAUCCCUGAGUGUCUACCCUGAAACUGUGGUGCAGGAGCAAGGUCUCGAAAUGAGUGUUAAGCAUGAACACUCCGAGAAUGUGCAAGGUAGCCCCCAUAUUUCUGCGUGGCACAGUCCGACUUCAUCAUUGGUUGGUGGUGCCACCGCGGCAGCUACUGAAGUAGCACGGUCAAAGAGGGGUGUGCAGCCAAUACUAGGUCCAUAUCGUAAUCCAUUGCAACACAGCACCAGUGAGGACAGUCAGCAAGAGGGCUACUUGGUCAGCCAGAAAACAUCUCAACAGGGCUCAGAAAGUGAACGUCCUGAACUCCCGAGCCAUGAAGUUAUGCUGUACUCCUCUCAUCAUAGUAGCAUAGCACAGCCUCCCUUUCUGCCAUUUCAACCAGAAUUCUUCUGGAAUCCCGAGUCAUCACAGCGUUACAAACAGCACCUCGCUUUUCAGACACAUCAACUGCAGAAGCUACAUAUCAGGCAGCCCAGUCUGCAGCCGGGUCACCAAAAACCACAUCAACCUCUUCAACUGCAGCUCAUUCAGGAGCAAACUGAUGCAAAAUCUGAUGGUACGAGUAGCCAGAACUAUCAGUACCCCUCACGAGCUGACCCGCAGCAUCUUAGCCAUUUUGCAUCAAAAACAUUUUCCACAAGUACGGUGCUUUUGCAACAAGUUCAACCAGUUUUUGCCACUCAGCCUGCUGGACUGCAGCCCUCACUUCCUGGUAUGUUAGUUCCUGUUAGGAUCCAGACUCACGUGCCAUCCUAUGGUAGUGUUAUGUACACAAGUGUUUCACAGAUCUUGGCUACACAUGGCCAAAGUUCAAGUUCCACAAGGGUCAUUUGUGCAGACAGCGCAAUUACCAACCCAAAGCAUGGAGGUGGAUUGAAUUUAUCUAACAUAUUGGGUCAUCCUGGAGAACUUUUACGUUAUCCCCUCUGGAAAGUUCCUGAGCCCCUGCCAGGGAGAUUGAACACAGGGAUUCCUCUAUCUUUGACCUCUGGAACUAUUUCAACCACGGAUGCUUCUUCAAAUAUUGGUGGAAGUAAACGCAUGCUUUCUCCAGCAAGCAGUCUGGAGCUCUUCAUUGAGACCAAGCAGCAAAAACGGGUUAAAGAUGAAACUAUGUAUGGUCAGAUUGUGAAGGAGCUCAGUGCUGUUGAACUAAGCAAUUCGAGUGUGUCAAAGGACAGUGCUAAGUCACUAAAACCAGACUUUUCAAAGAAUGAUGGCUCACUCGACUACCAAGAGGAGAUGGUGUCACCUCCAUUAGAAUUUUCUUCCUCUAAGUCACCUUUGAAUCCAACCGUGCCUCACAUACCCAAAGUCCCUCCGAAGGACAGUUUCACUCCACCUCUGCAGAUAACAAUGGACAAUCCAGAUGGUAGAGAGUCCCCAGAAGAGCUGGAUGUGGAUGAAUCCACUGCAGAAUCAGGUUCUAGCCCACAGUCAAUGCUCUCUGCCAGUGACACUCAAGAUGAGAUUAAGCUUGCAGCAGGAGGCAAGAUGCCAGUGAACAUGUUGGUGCAGCUUGCUGCCAAUCACGGAGGGGGUGUGGUGGGAAGCUCUCUCCUGCUCACUGACCUCGCUGACGUUCAGCAGUUCUUUCAGUUCCCAAGUCUCCGAACGACCACCAGUGUCAGCUGGUGCUUCCUGAACUACACCAAGCCAAAUUUUGCACAGACAACCCCUCUUACCUCUGUCUAUGGUUCCUGGUGUGUUAGCUCUUAUAAUCCAAACCCGCCAAGUUUGAGCACCAAGGCAACUCUAGCACUACUUCGCUCGAAGCAGAGGAAGAACACGGAAACCUACACCAUGGCUCCUAUGUAUCGCCCGGGGACAGGCAAGCUUGUGUCCUCACUUUCAUGGAAACAGAGAUUUGAACAGAUAAAGCCAGAGCUCAUGCAGCUGGAUGUGAGCAAAUAUGAGAAGAAGAUGAAAGGGACUGGAUCUAGGGACAAAGUUAAAGAUGAUGGAGAGAAGGAUGUUUCAUCAAAACAGCCAGAGCCCACCCGCAUCAAGAUUUUUGAAGGAGGGUACAAGUCCAACGAGGACUACGUGUACGUGAGGGGCCGAGGCAGGGGGAAGUAUAUCUGCGAGGAAUGUGGCAUCCGCUGCAAGAAGCCCAGCAUGCUGAAGAAGCACAUCCGCACUCACACCGACGUCCGGCCGUACGUCUGCAAGUUCUGCAACUUCGCCUUUAAGACUAAAGGAAAUUUGACGAAGCACAUGAAGUCGAAGGCCCACAUGAAGAAGUGCCUGGAACUCGGGGUGUCGGUGACAUCCGUGGACGACGGGGAGGCCGAGGAAGCCGACAAUGCCGAGGACAGCCACAGGGAGUCCAGGAAGGCCAGCAUCUCUGAUCUCACCGCAGAGCACCAGUUCUCCGACGCAGACGAUUCGGAUGGGGCGGAGGAAGACGGCGACGAGAUUGACGAGGACGACGAUGAGGAUGACGAAUACGAGGGCGACUCCACACCAAAGACCCGUUCCAGAAGCACAAGCCCCCAGCCCUACGGGACCCCCGCUCUCUCCGUCACCGCCGUCGCGGCCUCACAGGGCACCACCUCGUCCUCCGACUUCCUGGGUCCAUCCUCCAAGCCUCCCCUGUUCAGCUAUUUCGCCACCCUGCCCAGCAUUCAGAUUACGCAGCUGAUGGUGCCCAGCGAGAGAGCUGGCGAGGCCCAGAUGGCAAAGUACCAAAAGUUCCUGCUGGGCGAGGACUACAAGAACCGGCUGGACGUGCCCAGCUCUAUGGAAGAGGAUCCGGGCCUGUCACCGGAACACAGCUCCUCGUCUUUCGAGCUGUCCCCAUCGCGCAUGUCCUCCCCGGGCUGCGACUCCUCCCCACUCAGGGAAUCCUCACCCAUUUCCCGUCGGUACCUGUCCCCCCGGAGGGACCUCUCGCCACGGGGGCGCCUGUCCCUGCGGAGGGACUCCUCCCCUCUGAGGCACAUCUCCCCCAAGAGGGACAUUAUGUUCCGGAGGGACUUGUCGCCACGCAGGGAUCUCUGCCCCAGAGGACACCUCUCGCCCAUCUCUCUGGGGAGACCACUGUCCCCAGGGAAGGACAUUGCGAGUAGGCGAGACCUGUCCCCCAGAAGCCGGCAUCGGGGCAUGAUCAGGCCUGUAUCCCCCCGGAGGGGCCCGCAUCACCACAGCGCCCCCUGGGUCCCAGGGCAGUACUUGCAGUCUGAAAUGGGACAAAGAAACAGAGCCAUGGCUGACAUGGAAACGGAUCAGAGGAAGGGCUCCUCGUCGCACCUCCAUGCCGAAGCCCCCGGUGGCCAGGAGGGCCCCAGCAUGCCCCAGGGCCUCUUCAGCCACCUCCCGCUGCACUCGCAGCAGCAGGUACGGACGCCUUUCUCCAUGAUCCCCAUCGGCGGCAUCCAGAUGGUGCACUCGGUGCCCGCCUCGGUCACGGGCCUGUCCCACGCCACGCGGCUACCGCUGCAGAAGAGCACGUCCGAGGAUUCCAGCCACAGCGAGGUGUCCCUGCACAUACCGGCGGAAGACGCCGGAAAAGGGGCUGAGGAUGCGCCGCGGCUGGCUGAGAAGCCGUCGGCCCGCUCGCCCGGUCCGGCCACCCUGCAAGCCCGGGAGCAGGGCCCAGACACGGCAGAGAAGGACUCGAGACAGGAGGAGAGCAUACAGACUUGCACUAAGGCCAUCGCCUCCCUCUGCAUCGCCUCGGAGGAGUCUGCCGAGAGGCCGGGCGACCCCCUGUGCCCCCACCUCCCGGGUCAAGCCGAAAGGGCGCAGGUCGCGAUCCCACACUACUGCGGCUCAGAGGCCAGGCUGCCGCUGGCCGGGGCCUCCGCCACGCCCCUGGACUCGGGUGCCGAGCUGGGCGGAGCCUCUGUGCUGCAGACCGCUGCCACCGGGCACUCGGCCCCCAGCAACCAAAGUGCCGACGGGAGACCGCUGGGUGCACACGGCCAGAGGGAGUCGCCGUCGAGCAUGGACAGGGGUGCGGAUUCGGGAGGGGAUGCCAUGGAUAACAGGUGAACGAGGGCAGACGGGAGAGCAGGUGGAUUUCAAAGGCAUUCACAGACAUGCACACACACGCGCACAGACACAAGUCUUUAAACAAGCAAAUUUAUUCUGUAGUUUAAAUAUAUGUAUAGCAUGCCUUUUAUAACUUGGUUUGCUAUUUUAACAGUUUUCUUCUUAUUUAAAGUGUCAGAAAUGGGUGUGUAUAAACACACAUACACACAUAUAUGUAAUACACAUGUACAUGUACAUAUAUAAUGAUACAAUGUUAACUUAUCUGUGAGCCUGACCAAAAUCGCUUAUGGACUUAUUUUUGUCCAGUCUGGUACUUUUAAAUGUACAGAUGUGUGUGCCUUUUCUUUACUUUUUGCUUAUAUUCUUAUAAGCAUAUUAAGCAGGAAGACGUGUAAAUAUAUCACAUUUGUGUAUCUGCUUUGUAAUAAAUGUAAUUCCCCUCUUUUUUGGAAACCUGAGUCUGAAUGAUGUGAAGUAUCAAUAUACGUAAGGUUGCACUAAAACAUAUUUUUAUAUGAGUGAAAUUAAAUUGCUUUUGUGUACAGCAGCAAUUCUAUUCUAUUUAUUGUACCAUGUUUCAUAAAUUGUACAUUUUUCGUAAUGUUGUGGAUGCCUUUUCUAUGUCCAGCAUGGGAUUUGCUACUGGCUCAUUAGAACAAAUAUGUAUACUGUAAUACUGCUUUAUAUAUUAGUUAUAUAUGUGUAUACACACAUAUAUAUUAUAUAUAGUAGUACUUGUACAAGUGUGUGUGUGUAGAUAUGUGUAUAUAUACACACACAUACACAGUAUAUAUCUGCACUUAUGCGUUAUAUUGAAAUCUACAUAUGACAGUUUGUUAUAAUGCUUGUAACAUUUUAUCUCCUGUUUGCUAGAUCGGCUACAACUAAUUGCUAGUUGUGAUUUUUACGAAAAGAUAGACCUGUUAAGCAUUAAGUGAACCAACAUAUGCACUUGUGCGUUUUUAUCGUUUUUGUUUUUUCUCCUUCAAGACUAAUCAAAGUAGUCGUAUAAUAUUAAAGGUAUUUGGAUCUUCUGUGAAUCAUGUUGCUUGAAGUACUUGAUUUGUUGAGUAGUGCGGGACACAUUCCAGCCAAUGUAAAUACAGUAUCCAACACCCAUCAAUCAAAUGCAAAAAAAACAGACAUAUUUGUACAUGGAACGGGGUGGCAGGCAUAUGGACAGUCCACUGGCUUUUUUCUAACAAUAGCAAUUACAUAAACAUCAGGCAAUGCACCUUGAGUUUACUAAAUUCUAAGGGUACCGUCAUGUGAUAUUUAGAUUUUUUGGGAAUAGUGUAAUUUGAAAUCCAGAUGGUUUUGAAAGUGGUUCUUUUUCAACACAACUCUAAAUGAACUGGAGUAUUCAGCCAGUGCUCUUGUGUGUGUUUGUAUUUGUACGUGUGUAUAAUCAGUGUCAUUUACGCUUUGGACAUACUGUCACUAGUCCCUGGUAUUCACUUAAGUGUAUUAACAUGUCUUUAAAAUAUAAGGUAUCAAAGCACAAACAACUGUACAGAAACAGACAGACAAACAAACGAAAAAAAAAAAGAAAAACGUUAAACAAAAAAAAGGGUAACUGUGAUGUUCGGUGGAUAAUGAAAUAUGUAAAAUCCAGUUUCAAUUACAGUACAGAUGAAAAAAACGGAUUGUUGUUUUCAAAUAAAUACAAUUACAAUAA
This is a messenger RNA of Paramormyrops kingsleyae, 9464 nucleotides long. It is a transcript of the gene hivep2a, whose product is annotated as HIVEP zinc finger 2a. Gene Ontology annotation, biological process: regulation of transcription by RNA polymerase II. NCBI's taxonomy places the organism in Eukaryota, Metazoa, Chordata, Actinopteri, Osteoglossiformes, Mormyridae. Gene Ontology annotation, cellular component: nucleus. Gene Ontology annotation, molecular function: DNA-binding transcription factor activity, RNA polymerase II-specific; RNA polymerase II cis-regulatory region sequence-specific DNA binding. The record is from RefSeq and is a predicted model, not a curated record.